AUGAUGAGACUAUUGUUGAUAGUAGUCGAGAUUCGUAAUAUUGGAGCAGUAUCUCGAUCGAGACUAUCACAACAACAACAACAAGUACUUGCAUCUUCAUACUCUUACUGCUCCUACUCAACAACAGCAACGAUUGAUUGGGAUAAAAAAUGGUCAAUUAGAGAAUUAGCAGAACAACAACACCAACAUAUAGUUACCAAAGAGCAAUUGGAACAUUUGGCAUCAUUGUCAAUGUUAAAGCUAAAGGACAGCGAUAUAGAUUCAUACUGUAAACAAUUGGGUGGUGUACUACAUGCAAUGGAUACGAUGCAGCAAGUCGAUACAACAGGUGUACAGCCAAUGCAUUCUGUACUCGAAAAUGAUCAUAUUAUCAUGCACGAUGAAGACACUUCUUCCAAAGACAGCGACAAUAAUGAUGAUGACGUCUACUUGAAAACAAAGACAAUCUUACAACAUUCAACAUCUACUAUUGCCAAUUUCUACAAAGUACCAAAGAGAGUUAAAACUUUGGAUAACAACAAUAGUAAUAGUACCAACAACAACAAGACAAACAAUAGAGAUGAAGAUGAUGAUGAAGAAUUUUAA
Cavenderia fasciculata is the source of this 585-nucleotide messenger RNA. RefSeq names its product glutamyl-tRNA amidotransferase C subunit (gene gatC). The transcript has 3 exons. The record is from RefSeq and is a predicted model, not a curated record. Gene Ontology annotation, molecular function: glutaminyl-tRNA synthase (glutamine-hydrolyzing) activity. NCBI's taxonomy places the organism in Eukaryota, Evosea, Eumycetozoa, Acytosteliales, Cavenderiaceae. The coding region runs from base 1 to 585 and encodes 194 amino acids. Gene Ontology annotation, biological process: regulation of translational fidelity; glutaminyl-tRNAGln biosynthesis via transamidation.